GUUUUCUCAAUCACCGCAGUCGUCGCUCUUUUACACAUAACCCACAUUCAUUACGCCCACAUCAGGAGUAUUUUUUCUUAAUAUUAUAUUAAUAACACAUAAUGGCUUCCCUGUUGACCAUCUCUACUUUGCUGAGCGUCGCGCUUGCUCAGACGAAGACGGUUACACUUCCAUUCAUUGGCUACGGUGACACUACCUUCUAUGCCUCGGUCAUUUCUGCGGAACCCUCACAGACUAUAUUCGCGCUUGCAUGCGCACCCACCAGUGAUUGCGGCUUUUUCCCCCAACAGCUGCUCACAUAUGGACCAUCGACAUACGUAAUGGAUAUGUCGGAGCCUGGCGACGAAGACUUCACGGCCACUGCAGAUUGCAGUAUCGGUACAGUUACAGCCGUCUGCAAAGAGAGCGCGAGUGGAAGCGAGGCCAACUUUCCUGGGAGUAGUACCGAGACAUACAGCGACGUCACGCAUCUGCCCGUGAUUGUCACGGCCGGAGUGGACAAACUGGGUGCCAGUGCGGAUGCUACACCAACAUCGAAUGGAGGCUCGAAGGGGAGCACGAGUGUUGCUGCAACUAAGGGCGGCUCCGCAGAUGCUACGUUGGCGACAUCUACACAUACCAGUGCUUCGGAAUCGAGUAGUGCCGUUGCACCUGCAGAGAACACUGGUGCUGCUGCUAGAUACACCGCAUCGAAUGCUGGCUUCAUUGGAGCAGCUGUAGGCCUCCUCGCUGAACUGAUAGCGUAGAGUAGCAAUCCAUAGCGCCUUGAUAGUCUAUGUGCGGCUCAGUCCUUGCGAGCAAUUACCAUAUAUAUCUAGAUUUGGCAAAACUAUCGCUGACUAU
Messenger RNA from Paraphaeosphaeria sporulosa, 843 nucleotides. RefSeq lists its product as uncharacterized. NCBI's taxonomy places the organism in Eukaryota, Fungi, Ascomycota, Dothideomycetes, Pleosporales, Didymosphaeriaceae. The record is from RefSeq and is a predicted model, not a curated record. The transcript has a single exon. The coding region runs from base 102 to 746 and encodes 214 amino acids.